CUGCUUUGAAAUCGGAAAUCGUGGGUUUAUUAGGGUUUUUAAGAAAACUUUCAAUUAUCAAAUCACUUGCCGCCGACUCUCCCUCUUCAGCUUCAUCAGAUUCUCCCUUCAGCUCUCCCACAGGAUAAAAGAAAAUUAUCAUCAAUUUACACAAUGUCUGGUGAGGAGGUUGCCGCUGCUGUUCCUGCUACUGAGACCCCUACUCCAUUAGUGGGGGAGACCAUGGACCUGAUGACAGCUCUUCAGCUUGUGUUGAAGAAGUCUCUUGCACAUGGUGGCCUAUGCCGUGGUCUUCAUGAGGGUGCCAAAGUGAUUGAAAAGCAUGCUGCUCAGCUAUGCUUGUUGGCAGAAGAUUGUGACCAGCCUGAUUAUGUCAAAUUAGUCAAGGCUCUAUGUGCUGAGCACAAUGUUAACUUGCUAACUAUUCCAAGUGCCAAGACCUUAGGCGAGUGGUCUGGUCUGUGCAAGAUUGAUUCAGAGGGGAAAGCAAGGAAAGUAGUCGGAUGCUCAUGUGUGGUUGUGAAGGACUUCGGUGAAGAGUCAGAAGGACUCAAUGUGGUUCAGCAGCACAUCAAGUCUCACUGAAACUCUCAUAUGAGAUCCUUAUCUAAGAUAGGCCAUGUUUAAGAAUUUUGUUCUGUAGUUUAUUGCAUUUUGAAGAUGUGACUUCCUUACAGAGAAUUUUAUGAUUGGUUUUUGGUGCUAAAUGCAAUCAGAACAAAUUGCAGUA
This is a messenger RNA of Spinacia oleracea (spinach), 730 nucleotides long. RefSeq names its product 40S ribosomal protein S12. Gene Ontology annotation, biological process: translation. Lineage: Eukaryota; Viridiplantae; Streptophyta; Magnoliopsida; Caryophyllales; Amaranthaceae. Gene Ontology annotation, molecular function: structural constituent of ribosome. The coding region runs from base 154 to 585 and encodes 143 amino acids. Gene Ontology annotation, cellular component: ribosome. The transcript is spliced from 5 exons. The record is from RefSeq and is a predicted model, not a curated record.